GGCUGUCCCUCCAGUGGUUCUAAGAACCGGGGAAAUCCUUUGACAGAAGAAGAAAACAUGGGCAAAGAAGGUGAUCUUUGGGACGACUCUGCCCUCGUCGACGCCUUCGACAGCGCUAUGUCCAAAUACAAGAGGAUGCAUGGCAAGAAAACCAGUGAGGAAAAUGUCUCUGUUGUUGAUCAAUGCGGUGAUGAAGCUAUGAAACAUAGGGAUGCAGGAGAGAACAGCAAUGCUACAUCAGAUACUGGAACAGAAUCGGCUGAGGCAAAGGAUCUUCAACCGGAUGAAGAAAAUGAUAACAUAAAUUCACAGACGCCUGAACGUUAUAUAGAUUCAUCAAAUAAUCUGCCAAUGCAGGAUAAGCAAGAUGGCCAUAAAGGCUAUUCAGAUGUGCAAGGUACAGAAGACUAUAACCAAUUGCUUAGCCAGUAUUAUGAGGUUGAAGAGAAGAGACAAAAGCUUCUGCAGCAGAUGCAGCAAUUUGGUAGCUGGAAUUACCAAUAUCCUGCUGAGGGUUCUAGUGCAGCUGCGCAAUGGGGUACCUCUUGUACUUCUCAGGAAUAUCCAAUUCAUACAAGUCAAGCUUCACACUCAACUGUCGUCUGUUCGUGUUGCCCAUAUGUAUCUCAAUCUUUGGUGACUCCAUGCACAUCAUACCCUUGCUGUUCCUUGGGUGGGACAUGUGUUGGCAAAACUAGCACUAACACAAAUAAUGCAGUGGCUCACGGAACCUUAUCCACGGCCAUAGACUGUGACAUUGUCAAAACAGCUAUGGGAGCUGCAGAAAGAGCAAUAUCCUCCAUGACGAAUAAAGCUUCUGUUAAUCCUAAUAUAAAUGAGGACAACAAGGAGAAGAAAGACGGUGAAGGGGAAACGAAUCAAAGUACUACCUUUGAAACUGAUCUCGCUGUACUUUUAAAUGCAUGGUAUUCUGCAGGCUUUUACACGGGGAAGUAUCUUAUGGAGCAGAAUAUUGCAAGGAAACGGCAGUGAUAAGCAUUCUUCUGGAAUGUGGAACAGAGCUGUUACAAGUUUGGCUCAUAUAAAAACGAAGAAUCUGGUGUGUUGCAAGUUUUAUACUGUAUUUUGACAUGGCUUACAGUGACAAAGUCACCCAAUCACCGCUUGCUUUGUAUCUCAUUUCAGCUCUCGCUGUAUAAUUGCUUAAAAUCUAAAUAUAUCAAGUUUUUAUUUGUUGA
Messenger RNA from Theobroma cacao (cacao), 1199 nucleotides. RefSeq lists its product as uncharacterized. The record is from RefSeq and is a predicted model, not a curated record. Lineage: Eukaryota; Viridiplantae; Streptophyta; Magnoliopsida; Malvales; Malvaceae.